CCUCGUUGGCCGGUGCAAGUAAUCUCUUUAAAACUUGAUUCAUUCUACCUAGAUAUCUAGACGUCCAGGAUUGCUCCAAGUGUACGGUGGAUGUCUACCACUUCAACCUUCAACUGCUCUAUAAAAUGACAGCUAAGGAACUCACAAGAAAACUCAUCCCAGACUUUGAGUGAAUUCAAUUACCUAGCAGUAUAACAAUCAUCUCCUUCUCCUUCACCUAUUUUUGAACAAAAAUGUCUUGCAGCUGCGGCUCAAACUGCUCCUGCGGCAGUGACUGCAAAUGUGGAAAAAGAUACCCUGACCUUGAAUACUCAGAGACCACUUCUACUCAGACCAUCAUUGCUGGGGUUGCACCAGUGAAGAUGUACUAUGAGGGUUCUGAGAUGAGCUAUGGAGCAGAGAAUGACUGCAAGUGUGGCUCAAGCUGCAGCUGCAGCUCUUGCAGUUGCAACAAAUGAUCAAAGCAAGACGAGGUCAAGAAUUUGCUGUGAUGGUGGUUUCUAUAAAUAAGAAAAGACUGUAAAAGUUGAAUUUGCAAGUUGGGUUUUAGUGCUUAUUGUAAAAUAAUAAGAUUGCCAUAUUGAUCUGCAAAUCCAUGAUCUCUCCUAGCUAGCUAGCUAGGGUUUGUGAUUUGCUUUGUGGCUACCUUUGUAUGUUACAUCUUUCUUAAGUAUAUGUGUUUGUUGUUCUGGGUUCUUC
Messenger RNA from Prunus avium (sweet cherry), 699 nucleotides. Its product is annotated as metallothionein-like protein 1. The record is from RefSeq and is a predicted model, not a curated record. Gene Ontology annotation, molecular function: metal ion binding. Lineage: Eukaryota; Viridiplantae; Streptophyta; Magnoliopsida; Rosales; Rosaceae.